Sinocyclocheilus anshuiensis is the source of this 4915-nucleotide messenger RNA. RefSeq names its product leucine-rich repeat-containing protein 16B-like. Lineage: Eukaryota; Metazoa; Chordata; Actinopteri; Cypriniformes; Cyprinidae. Gene Ontology annotation, cellular component: lamellipodium; plasma membrane. The transcript is spliced from 39 exons. Gene Ontology annotation, biological process: cell migration; regulation of Arp2/3 complex-mediated actin nucleation. Gene Ontology annotation, molecular function: protein binding. The record is from RefSeq and is a predicted model, not a curated record.
AUAGGCAUUGGCUGAGAGAGAGCCAGCGUUAUAGCUGCUCCUGCUUGAUAAGGAAAGCACGAGGAGAGGGCGCUGUACGUCAUGGCAUCCAAAGACACCGUCGCGACUGCUUUUCUCACCGUGAGUCGGGAAAUGACAGAGAGCAUCAGACGAGUUAUCGACAAGACAUCAACCAAGUUGAUGAGAGCUAUCAAAGUUGAGAACAAGAGUGGCAAAUCAGAAGAUCGGAUUCUGGUUUUGGCAACAUGGCGGCUGUACCUCAUGGCCCCCAAGAUACCAACCAAGGUGGAACAAACGUUCAACUUCCUGGAGAUUCGGGCAAUGAACACCCACCCGGAUAAUCAAGUUGUCAUAGAAACAGACAAGUCCCCAUAUUCCCUGAGGCUGCAGUCUAAUGACCACCUGGAUCAGCUGAUUAGCCACAUCAACUUUGCUCUCUCUCGGAUCUUCAACAACUCCAUCUACACCCCCUCCAUCUUUCACGCAGAUGGAGAUGUUACUGAUGGAAAUCGGAAAUUUUCUCCCAGCUCUGAGAGUUCGGUGGAGACGCAAAGGGCAUGAGGGGGCUUUUCUGAGACAUAUGCAGCUCUGUGCGAUUACAAUGGCAUUACCUGUAAAGAGGAAGUGCAGUGGGAUGUGGAUACCAUCUAUCAUUCGCAGGAUAACAGGGAGUUUAACCUGUUGGACUUCAGUCACCUGGAAAGCGGGGACCUUGCGGUGAUUGUUGCGGCCAUGGCGUAUAACUCAUGGUUCACCAAACUUUAUUGCAAAGACUUGCGCAUUAGUUCAGAGGUCGUAGAACAGAUUCUGCACACUGUCAGUAAAUCCAGCAGUCUGGAGGAGCUCACGCUGGAAAAUGUGGGCCUUAAAGCAGAUUUCCCACAGAAAAUGGCCACUGCCCUGGCAGAAAACCCAGCAUCAGUCAUACACUCCAUUAACUUGGCCCACAAUACACUGGACAACCAAGGGGUGUCUAACCUUAUCCAGCAGGUGUGUCGGCUCAGUAAAGGCUUGCGUCUACUGACCCUCUCCAAGACGUCGCUCUCUUCAAAGGGUGUCACGUCUCUUUCUCAGGCCCUGUGCUCCAGUGAUGACUACUCUAACUCUCUUCUUCAUCUGGACCUGAGUAAGAACCCAGGGAUUCUGUCUGGAGAAGAUGCAACGAAUCUGUACCUGUUCCUGGCACAGCCGAACUGCCUGGUGCAUUUGGACCUGUCAGGCACUGACUGUACCGUAGACUCAUUAUUUGGAGCUCUGCUGCGGGGCUGCUGUGCCGAUCUCUCCUACUUUAACCUGUCCAAAAACUCCUUCUCUCACAGGAAAGUGAGAGAGACACUUCCUUCAUUCCGUCAGUUCUUCAGUUCAGCAUUCAGCCUCACUCACAUCAGUCUGGCAUCUAUGAAGAUGCCUCCCGACGUGCUGAGGGCUCUGUUCCUUGGGCUUUCAUCCAAUCCUCACAUCACUGACCUACACCUGGACAUCAGCAGCUGUGAGCUCAGGUCUGCUGGAGCAGGGAUAAUACAGGACCUAUUCCCCAGAGUCUCCUGCAUCAGCACACUGGACAUCUCAGACAACGGGCUGGAUGCUGAUCUCCUCUGUGUCAUUCCUGCCUUCUCCAGACACCCUUCCCUCAAACAUCUGCUGCUGGGCAAGAACUUUAACAUCAAGGGCAGGGUUCUGGACGAGGUUCUGCAGAAACUAGUGCAUCUGGUGCAAGAGGAAGAGUGUGCCCUGCAGAGCUUGUCUCUGGCUGACUCCAGGCUGCGUUCGAGGGGCACGGUGCUUGUGAACGCCCUCGGUAGCAACGCCUGUCUGAAGAAGGUGGACUUGAGCGGGAAUGGACUCGAUGACACAGGAGCGCGGAUGCUCAGUAAAGCUCUACAGAUCAACACCACGCUCAGGUACUCGGGGUUUUCGUGUAACACUUUCCAGCUUCCUAGAGCUCAUUCUUCUCUCUCGUGUUGCGAUGUUUGGGGAAAACUUUUAUCCUGCUUCUCGAUGGUCUUCUGCUCUCUCCUCAGUAACUUCACUCUGCAGUACAUGCCUAUCCCACUCAGUGAUGUCACACAGGCAUACCGUAGCGCCCCAGAGAGGACAGAACAGGCACUAACCAAGAUCCAGCGGGCUUUGUUAAGGAAUAACCAGACUCAGCGGUUCUCUCAGAAACAGGCUCUUCGGUUGCAUCAGGGCCUGGUUACUAGUACCGCAGAACAGGUGAUGGAGCGUCUGUGUGUGCGUGUGCAGCAGCAGGUGUGUGUGUUGAGAGGAACAGGUGAAGGGGAAGAGCUACAGGCUGCCAGACAGGUCCUCAAGGAGGCCAGGAACUCUCGAGCUCUGUACCCCUCGCUGUGUGAACUGGCCCACGUGCUGUCAGUGGACGGUCCGGUGAGACAGCGGCUGGACUCUCUGGCUGGAGAACUCGCCAAAGCAGCUGAUAAAGAACUACAGGUCAUUGUGGACUCCAUGGUGUCUCUGUGCCGGGAGCUGUGUCCGCUUUCUUGUGCCGCAGCGGAGUGUCUCUCUCCUCCCCUCUCCUCCAUCUCUGAGCGCGUGUCCAUCCCUCGUUCGUCCAUCCGCACCGCUUUGAUGGAGAGAGCAGCUCAGGACAUCAACAGAGCUCUGGAGGAGGUGAAGCUAUCUGUGGUCUCGUAUCUCACAAACUCCAUAGUGGACCAGAUCCUACAGGAGCUUUAUGCCACACACAAAACCCUGCUCCGGCAGGUUUCACAGAUGAGACGGCUGGAAGACGGGGGAACAGCCAGGCGCACACAUAGACAUGCUGACAUACUGGAUGUUGUGGAGGAUGACUUUGGCAUCAGCAUAGACACAAUCGCCAUUAAGAAACGCAGCUCCAGGACCAGACGCAUUCGUCCCGUGUCCAACAGACUCAGUCUAGGUGACGACCCCAACUCUUCACCUUUAGUGUCCACUCCUCAGACAUCUGCUCCCCUUUCACGCUCAGCAUCAUGGGAAGGUCUGUCCACCCUGCCCACACAGGGUUCUCCUCUGCGUCAUGUGACCCAUGUCAGACCGCGUCCACCACGAAGACACAGGACUGCACACGCUCCCUUUGAGACACACUGCUCGGAGAAUGGUGGAGUAUCUCUAUUGGAUGAUGGACUGCCUGACUUCUACACCAAGAGAGUUUUACCAGACAGUCAGCUGUCAUCCCACCAUCACGCUCAGGCUCUGAGGAGAAAGAAAAGACGCAGUGUGCUGUCAAUCUUUUCUGGAUUCAGGAAGAACCACAACUCUACCAUAUCAUAUCAGGAGUCAGACCCUACAGGAAGGGGCGGGGCCUGUGGGGAGGAAUGUCGCACUAAUAUUGCCACUGAGAAUGUGUACUCCUUGAUUCAACACCCAAAGGAUCGUGUGAGGUUAGACGUAGGCACUGAGGGCACCAAUGGGAGGCUGGUUGGGCCGGGUGUUCAGAGGACCCCUCAGCUGUCAGGACGGCCUGUUCAUGGUAUACCCCUGCCAGGAAUGAUGGGACUCAGCCCCUCCUGCUUUUCACAGAGACAGUCGCCUGAUUACAGUGAGGUGUUCGGCUCAUCAGAAGAGAUUGGAUACGGAGAGCAUGAGAUGGACCAGCAUUCAGAUAUCGUUGCUAAAGGGCACACCCCAUCUAUAGACAGACAGUCAGAAUCAGGAAGACAGGAAUCACAGUCAGACAGCCAGAAAAAGGCAGACAGUAUAAUGGACCCUCAGCUGCUGGAAACCAGGAAAAGACCAGAGCCUCCGCCUCAGAGUACCAAGCCGAGUUUAGCUAAGACACGACAACGCCAUCUGGAGGAGAGCUCUGAUAAAUCUAUUGAAGAUUCUGGAGAACUGAGGGAGAAGGAUGAGGAAAAAGAAGACGGGAGAUGUGGAGAAGACCAAAAACCAGAAGGACAGUCUCCACCUAUCCCUGAAAAGCCAUGUUAUUAUUCACCUCACACGUCUCCCAUUGGCUCCUCACCACAAGACGUGACCAAUGAGAAUCAGCCACCAGCUGCUCCGCCCACCUCAGCUAAGCCUGUGUUUCAUUCUGCUUCAGUAGAUUCUGCUUUGCUUCAAGGUGAUGAAGUCAAAAGCAGCCCUGGAGGUCCCAUGAAACCACAUCGAAAUAGGAAAGCAAACUCGUGUGACACAGGAAUGGAGCAGGAUGCCCGCUGUGAUCUGGAGAGAUCCUCAGAUCGCAAACCCCCUGUGAAAAAACCUAGACUCCCUCCGAAACGAAAUAAGUCCUUGGAUUUCCCCGGUCAUCAGAGUUUGGAGCCAAGCAACGCUGAAGCAUCAUGACAACCAUUUUAGCCAAAGCUCUGUGAAAACAGAGGGUCAUUGUGAUGCUGAGAGGAGAGAGGGAGAGAUAUGAUCAGCAGAUGAAUUUGCACCUUGAUGAAUUCAUAAAGACUCUUGCUUUCGGCUCUCAGACAAUUUCAUAGUCAUUUUACACACAUAUUCAGCAUAUUGUUGCUUACUCAAGUGAGUUGUUUUACUUCCCCUCCUGCUUUUACGUAACCAUCAUUCUUAACCUUCUGCAUUUAACUACGAUUCCUUUAUUUCACUCUCUCUCCGUCUCUCUCUCUUUUGACAAUCUUUGACAUAAAGGAACUUUUUGCUAUUUAUCUUUAAAACCAUAGAAUGAUAUUUUGUAAAGUAUAAUAUAUAAACAGAACCAAUAUUUGCACUAAUCAUCGCUUGAAUUCUCAUUCGGUUCGGUGGAUGUACCCCCCCCCCCAUGUCCGACAUUACCCACGUGAAGUUUUGUAGUGUGCGACUAACUUAUUCUUAUAAUUUCCUGUCUACUCGAUCAAUAUCAGUAGCAGUAUUACUGUUGUCUUAAUCAGGCAUUGUUUAUGCAACUGGAUAAAUGUUUAAGAGUUUGCUGGCCCUAAAUGAGCUUUAUUUUCUACUAAAUGUGAUUGAAUGAAUA